AUGCCUAUCAUUCAGCGCUCUGCUCUCCGCGCUGUUUCUCGCGCAUCUCGUGCGGCUAACCGUGUGGCACGCCAGAACGCUGCCAGCCUCUCGACGGCUGCCCGUCUGGCUGUCCCCGCGGUCCGCGCGGCCACUACCAGCGUUUCCCAGACCCGUGGCUUUGCGACCGAGGCCCCAGCUGCGGCAAAGGGCCAGGCUACCCCUGCCGCGAAGGGUGAGAUCGGUAAGAUUCGUACGGUCAUUGGUGCCGUCGUUGACGUUCACUUUGGCACGGAGAACCUUCCCGCCAUUUUUAACGCGCUCGAAGUGCUCGACAUGAAGUCUGGUCGUCUCGUUCUUGAGGUCGCCCAGCAUCUCGGUGAGGACACUGUCCGUUGCAUUGCCAUGGACGGUACCGAGGGUCUUGUUCGUGGCCAGCGCGUCCAGGACUGUGGUGCGCCCAUCACUAUUCCUGUGGGUGACGGCACCCUGGGCCGCAUCAUGAAUGUUAUUGGUGAGCCCAUUGAUGAGCGUGGUCCGAUCAAGGCGAGCGCUCACAUGCCCAUCCACCGUGAGCCGCCGUCGUUUGUUGACCAAUCGACCGAGUCCGAGAUUCUCGAGACCGGUAUCAAGGUCGUCGACCUGCUUGCUCCUUACGCGCGUGGUGGUAAGAUUGGUCUCUUUGGUGGUGCCGGUGUCGGCAAGACUGUGUUGAUUCAAGAGCUCAUCAACAAUGUCGCCAAGGCCCACGGUGGUUUCUCCGUCUUCACCGGUGUCGGUGAGCGUACCCGUGAGGGCAACGAUCUUUACCACGAGAUGAUGGAGACUGGCGUCAUCAACCUCGAGGGCGACUCGAAGGUCGCGCUCGUCUUUGGUCAGAUGAACGAGCCCCCGGGUGCCCGUGCCCGUGUUGCCCUUUCUGGUCUCACUGUCGCCGAGUACUUCCGUGACGAGCAGGGCCAGGAUGUGUUGCUCUUUAUCGACAACAUUUUCCGUUUCACUCAGGCCGGUUCCGAGACCUCUGCGUUGCUCGGUCGUAUCCCCUCGGCUGUCGGUUACCAGCCCACCCUGGCCACCGAUAUGGGUGGCAUGCAGGAGCGUAUCACCACCACCAAGAAGGGGUCCAUUACCUCGGUGCAGGCCGUCUAUGUCCCUGCCGAUGAUGUGACUGACCCUGCCCCCGCGACUACAUUUGCCCACUUGGACGCUACCACUGUGCUGGACCGUAGCAUUGCCGAGCUUGGUAUCUACCCCGCUGUGGACCCUCUUAACUCCAACUCUCGUAUGCUUGACCCCUCGAUUGUCGGUCAGGAGCACUACAGCGUAUCGCUUGGUGUGCAACAGCUGCUCCAAGGCUACAAGUCGCUCCAGGAUAUCAUUGCCAUUCUGGGUAUGGAUGAGUUGUCCGAGGAGGACAAGCUCACUGUCGAGCGUGCCCGUAAGAUGCAACGUUUCAUGUCCCAGCCGUUUGCCGUCGCCCAGGUCUUCACUGGUAUCUCUGGCAAGCUCGUGCCCCUGAAGGAGACCAUUGUUGCCUGCAAAGAAAUUCUCAACGGCAAGCACGACAACCUUCCUGAGGCUGCUUUUUACAUGGUCGGCAACAUUGACGAUGUCAUUGCCAAGGCUGACGAGCUCAGCAAGGAGGGCAAGUAA
Malassezia vespertilionis is the source of this 1632-nucleotide messenger RNA. RefSeq names its product atp2, beta subunit of the F1 sector of mitochondrial F1F0 ATP synthase (gene ATP2). Lineage: Eukaryota; Fungi; Basidiomycota; Malasseziomycetes; Malasseziales; Malasseziaceae. The coding region runs from base 1 to 1632 and encodes 543 amino acids. Gene Ontology annotation, molecular function: ATP binding; proton-transporting ATP synthase activity, rotational mechanism; ATP hydrolysis activity. Gene Ontology annotation, biological process: proton motive force-driven mitochondrial ATP synthesis; proton transmembrane transport. The record is from RefSeq and is a predicted model, not a curated record. The transcript is spliced from 2 exons.